Messenger RNA from Gaeumannomyces tritici R3-111a-1, 261 nucleotides. RefSeq lists its product as hypothetical. The record is from RefSeq and is a predicted model, not a curated record. The coding region runs from base 1 to 261 and encodes 86 amino acids. Lineage: Eukaryota; Fungi; Ascomycota; Sordariomycetes; Magnaporthales; Magnaporthaceae. The transcript is spliced from 3 exons.
AUGCAGGUUAUUGCAUAUAUAUAUAUAUAUAUAUAUAUAUACAUAUAUAUAGCGUUAAUAUUAAAAAAGUUAUUAACAAUUUACUAUUGUCAUGAGAUGCAUACAUUUUCUAUCGGCUGGAAGCACGGUUUUUACCUUUAUUUAGUUAACCCCCUUAUUAAAUAUAUAAGUAUAUAUUUUAAUACGUUAUAUAAAAGCGUUCCCUUCCGGUUAUAUAAAAACGUUUACUUUAUAUUUAUAUUAUGUUUAUAUAAUGUUUAA